This is a messenger RNA of Chelmon rostratus (copperband butterflyfish), 1743 nucleotides long. RefSeq names its product tetratricopeptide repeat domain 33 (gene ttc33). Gene Ontology annotation, molecular function: protein binding. The record is from RefSeq and is a predicted model, not a curated record. Bases 92 to 907 code for a protein of 271 amino acids. Lineage: Eukaryota; Metazoa; Chordata; Actinopteri; Chaetodontiformes; Chaetodontidae. The transcript has 5 exons.
GGGUGUUAAAUCUGAAGGGUCACCAAAUAUGGCGAACUGUUAGCGUCCGUUAGCUUGUCCAGUUUAGCCCACGGGAAGCUGUAGAAGUCCGAUGGCUUCAUUUGGCUGGAAGAGGAAAGUUGGCGAGAAGGUUUCGAAGUCAGUGGUGCUGCAGUUUGAGGCUGAAGCAGAGAAGGCUGGGGUUGAUGGACCGAGUCAGGAUGAGGAGGUGGACUGGCAGCGCGCCAUCAAACGACGGAGGGAGAUCCUGCUGGACGAUUGUGCAGCCAAGAGCAAGAGGCUGAAGGAUGAGGGAGCACAGCUGGCCGAGCAUGGCAGGCACUGGGAGGCCAUUAAGAAGUGGGACGAGGCCAUUCAGCUGACUCCAGAGAACCCAGUCCUGUAUGAGAUGAAAUCUCAGGUACUGACCAUUCUGCAUGAAGUGUUCCCCGCUGUGACGGCAGCGGAGAUGGCGGUGAAGUUCCGCCCCCUUUGGUGGGAGGGCUGGCAGACUCUGGGCCGUGCCCAGCUCAACAUGGGAGAGGUGGACCUGGCCGUGAGGUCCUUCCAGGUUGCUAUCCACCUGUGCCCGUCAGAGCGCACCCUGUGGCAGGAGGACCUGGCGUGGGCAUGCAAGUUACAGAAGCAGCACGUAGCAACCGAGGAGAAAAUACGGCAAGAGGAGGAGGCCAAAAAACAGAUCCUUCAUGCCCCUGAGCUCGAGCAGGACUAUGAUUUUGAGUCUGAUGAGGUGCUGGCCGCCUGCGAGGCCGUUGCCGAGCGACAGACGCGCUACGAGGAGCUGAAGAGGACCACCGUGGUCAUAGACGCUGAGGGAAACAUAAAAAAUGUCGUCGCUGGAGAAGGGGGAUCAGAGGACACAGAGAUACUACCAAAGGAACAGUUUGUCAAAGCAAGAGGACUUUGAACUGGUCUCAGCAUGACUGUCCCGGUUGCAUUUUUCAGGACUGAAUGGCAUUCUGUCUGAAACCACUGUGAGUGUGUGAAGCUAUGGCACGAAGAAAAUAUCUUGAGACGACACCAUGGGAACUGACUAACUCUAGUGACGGGUUGUUUGCAACAGAAUAAAAGACAAUUGAGUUUUGUUGUUUUAUGUUUUCCAUCCCUUUAAUGUUAAUUGUGUUAAAUGUGCAUUUAAAGUUUUUUACAUGCACACGCAAAGAUUAAAGAUUUAGAUUUUUUUUUUGCUGUAAGUCAAAUUUGCUUCCAGACAACCAAGAUGUUGGAGCUAUAAACUGUAACAUCGAGUCCUGUUUCAUUGUAAUGUGGACAUUUAUUUUAUGACCCUCUUUUGUUUCCUCUAAUAUGUGCAAUAGCACUUGUAGCUAAUAGCUAAUGAACGCUGUGGUUGCAUUAGAAUUGACUUUACACUUGAUAGAGUCUGUAGGUUUUAAUGAAAUUAAAAGGAAGGAAAACAAAAGCUCCAAUUGUGCUGUAAUUAUCCUAUAGAUGAAGCAGUGAAAAGCUGUUUACACAUUAAUGAAGAAACACAAUCAGACUUUUGCAUUAAAGCUGUUUGCCUCUAUAGCACAUUAAAUGUAUCUUUCAGAAAGCAAAAUCAAUAAAGAGAGGUGCUAGAAAUGUCAUGGAAUAAAAGAGUUCUCCUGUGUUGUGCACAUCAAGUCUGAUAGAGGAAUGUUAACGACCUGUGUGAGGUUCCCAUGUAUCUGUGUUUGUGAAACAGGCUGUUACUGUAGAAGACGACUUGUGCUCAGCACAUUGUGAGCGAGUAAUAAACAUGAA